Molecule: messenger RNA, 1218 nt
Organism: Neodiprion fabricii
Lineage: Eukaryota; Metazoa; Arthropoda; Insecta; Hymenoptera; Diprionidae
Product: serine protease snake-like
Exons: 5
Coding region: 44-1057 (337 amino acids)
Biological process (GO): proteolysis
Molecular function (GO): serine-type endopeptidase activity
Source: RefSeq, a predicted model, not a curated record
AUAACCGAACUCGCAGAACUAGUCGGAAUCAUUUCGUUUCAAGAUGCGCUUAUUCUUAAAGAGAACCGCUUUUCUCAUACCGCUUCUCGUCGUACGAUACAGUCAAGUUUUCGGAGCCGGUGAUAAGAGUCGGGAGAAAUGUAAGGAAUACGCAAGUUUUGUCUACGCAGAUGAAGAAGUUCCAGUUCUGCGAAUAAAUGCCGGUAAAAGUUCGGUUUCGCGUUGCGGUAUCGUCGAGGUUCCGCUUAUCAUAGGUGGAUCAAAAGCUGUUAGAAAAGAAUUUCCACACAUGGCGCUGAUCGGUUUCGGUAAUUCCACCAUCUCGUGGCAGUGCGGAGGAUCUCUGAUCUCCGAAAGCUUCGUCUUGACUGCUGCCCACUGCUUGGAAUCUCGCAACGCAGGACCGGCUACGAAGGUGAGAGCCGGAUUAACGAAUCAGAAAAAUCCGGAGGACGGGAUGCAGGAGAGAAACAUCGCGGAAAGGAUCAAGCAUCCGAAAUAUCAGCUGCCUGCCCGCUACCACGACGUAGGUUUGAUCAAAGUCAAUGAGCCGUUUGACCUGAACUCUGAAAUUCGUCCGGCUUGUCUUCACACGGAGAACGAUAUUCCCGGCACAAAAGGAAUAGCAACUGGCUUCGGAAAGCAAGCUUUCGAGCGCGAAAAUGGCAGCGACGAUCUCAUGAAGGUGCAGCUGACUUACGUGCCGGAAAACGAUUGCAGGAAAACUUUCAAGGUGGAUAUUGGCGGAAGACAACUGCCCGAUGGUCUGAUACCGAGCUUAAUCUGCGCCGGUGAAUUGGGCGGUGGCAAAGACACCUGUCAGGUGAUUGGAGGAUUCGAAAUGAAAUCGUUUUCCGCGUUUCCUUAUCGACUUCCGAUAUCUUUACAGGGUGACAGCGGCGGGCCCCUUCAAAGGGUCCUAAACGAUCCCUAUUGCAUGUACAGCAUUGUGGGUGUAACAAGUUUCGGAAAAUUUUGUGGGUUCAAAAAUUCACCAGCCAUAUACAGCAGAGUUGGUUCCUACAUCGACUGGAUCGAAAGCAACGUUUGGCCUUGAAUAAGUCCGACUUUUUAUUGUUAUUCUCACUCUUUAAUUAUUUAUAAUUUUGGUUUUCUUCGAAAUUUUCAACCUCGAAGAGAAGACAAAAAGAAAUAGCAGUAAAUCUUGUUUUUCGGAGAUUUCUUUUGCUCGUCAAAUAUAUUUGACUGUUUUUCUUU